Molecule: messenger RNA, 1115 nt
Organism: Verruconis gallopava
Lineage: Eukaryota; Fungi; Ascomycota; Dothideomycetes; Venturiales; Sympoventuriaceae
Exons: 3
Coding region: 42-1043 (333 amino acids)
Source: RefSeq, a predicted model, not a curated record
UUUCUCACUGUGGUGUCGUUUGCCUUGCCUUCACUGAAAACAUGUCUACAUCGUUCAAACACGAUUUUGUCCGCGAUCAGAGAGUCGUACUUCCUACGGCAGAUACUUAUGCGGCAGCCAUCAGAGGCGGCACGUUCAUCGUCACCGGAUCAAAUACCGGGCUGGGUUUCGAUGCGGCAAAAUCUUUAGUCCAGACAGGUGCUUCGAAAGUCAUUCUCGCCGUGCGUACACCAUCCAAAGGAGAAGACGCAAGGUCCAAAAUUGAAACUGCCACGGGGAUUACGGGAGUUUUAGAAGUAUGGCAACUUGAAAUGGCCUCGUAUGAUUCUAUCUUGGCAUUUGCAAAACGAGUUGAGCUGCUUGAAAGAGUCGACGCAAUUAUCGAGAAUGCUGCAAUGGCAUUGGAUAAAUGGCAGACUGGAGACAAGGGGAUGGAGAUGUCGCUCAUCGUCAAUGUGACGGGAACGAUGUUACUUGCCGGGCUCGUAAUGCCUAAACUGAAGGAGUGUGCGGAAAAGUUCAACAUUAAACCUACGAUCAGCAUAGUUGGAAGUGGUGUAGCGCAUCAAGAUGAUUGCAGGGAUGAGCUGAAUAGGGUCCCCGAUGAGGAAGAUAUUAUCGACUUCUUCAACGAUCCAGUUCACGGAAUCAAUGCUCGGUACCCGCUUUCUAAGCUCCUCCUUCUCUAUGCUGUUAGGGAAUGGGCAUUACGUAACCCAGUGUCCUUGACAGGUGUUGUGGUCAACUAUGUGAAUCCUGGACUGUGCUACACAGAACUCGCACGCCACGUGGACGAGAAGAUCCGCAAGCAUGUCGAAGCGUUGCGUGACCAGAUUGGCAGGACUUCUGAGAUGGGAAGCAGGACCCUGGUACACGGCGCUGUUGCGGGAGAGGAGUCGCACGGUAAAUAUCUCUCGGAAUGUAUGGUCAAGGAACAUUAUAAUCCAGAAUCGAUCACUGGCGAGGAAGGCCAAAAAAUGCAAAAGCGAGUGUGGAAAAGUUUAACAAAUCACAUCAAUGCAAUUUCACCUGGAUGCCUCUGACCGAUUUGGAAAUAGUGGAAUGUCAAUAGACUUUCUCGGAAUUCUGAUGUCUGAAGCGCUAUAGUAAUUUAC